Colletotrichum abscissum is the source of this 1086-nucleotide messenger RNA. RefSeq names its product aspartate-semialdehyde dehydrogenase. NCBI's taxonomy places the organism in Eukaryota, Fungi, Ascomycota, Sordariomycetes, Glomerellales, Glomerellaceae. Bases 1 to 1086 code for a protein of 361 amino acids. Gene Ontology annotation, biological process: L-threonine biosynthetic process. Gene Ontology annotation, molecular function: NADP binding; aspartate-semialdehyde dehydrogenase (NADP+) activity; protein dimerization activity. The record is from RefSeq and is a predicted model, not a curated record. The transcript has 3 exons.
AUGGGCGAAUUCCCCGUCAAGAAGUGCGGCGUUCUCGGCUGCACCGGCUCCGUCGGCCAGCGCUUCAUCCUGCUUCUGUCGCAGCACCCGUACCUCAAGCUCGUCGCUGUCGGCGCCUCGUCCCGCUCCGCCGGCAAGAAAUACCGCGAUGCCGUGAGGUGGAAGCAGGCCUCGCCCAUGGGCGCCGUCGCCGACCUCGUCGUCCGCGAGUGCAAGGCCUCUGAGUUCAGCGACUGCGACGUCAUCUUCAGCGGUCUCGACUCUGACGUUGCCGGCCAGAUUGAGAUGGAAUUCCUCAAGGCCAACCUCGCCGUCUUCUCCAACGCAAAGAACUACCGCCGCGACCCCCUCGUGCCCCUCGUCGUCCCCACCGUCAACCUCCCCCAUCUCGACCUGAUCCCCCACCAGCGCAAGCAGCACAACCUCGAAAAGGGCUUCCUCGUCUGCAACUCCAACUGCGCCGUCAUCGGCCUCGUCAUUCCCUUCGCGGCCCUGCAAGCCGUCUUCGGCCCCGUCGAUCAGGUCUCCGUCGUCACCAUGCAGGCCGUCUCAGGCGCCGGCUACCCGGGCGUCUCGUCCAUGGACAUGAUUGACAACGUCGUCCCCUUCAUCUUGGGCGAGGAGGACAAGCUCGAGACGGAGGCGCAAAAGAUCCUCGGCACCAUCACCUCGGACCUCACCGCGUUCGAGGACCAGAGCCAGCUCAAGGUCAGCGCGGCGUGCAACCGCGUGCCCGUGCUCGACGGCCACACGGCCUGCGUCUCGCUCAAGUUUGCGCGCCGCCCCGCGCCUUCGGCCGAGGAGGUCAAGAAGGCGCUGCGCGAGUACGUCUCCGAGGCGCAGAAGCUUGGGUGCCCUUCCGCGCCCGAGAGCCCUAUCCUCGUGCACGACGAGCCUGACCGGCCGCAGCCGAGACUCGAUCGCGACCUCGGUAGGGGGUACACCGUCAGCGUUGGCCGUGUUCGGGAGGAUGAGAGCGGAAUCUUUGAUAUCAAGUUUGUUGCGCUUAGCCACAACACCGUUAUUGGCGCUGCUGGCUCGUCGAUCCUCAAUGCUGAGGCUGCUGUGCUCAAGGGCUUCGUUUAA